Molecule: messenger RNA, 2852 nt
Organism: Harmonia axyridis
Lineage: Eukaryota; Metazoa; Arthropoda; Insecta; Coleoptera; Coccinellidae
Product: ionotropic receptor 25a-like
Exons: 10
Coding region: 188-2743 (851 amino acids)
Biological process (GO): modulation of chemical synaptic transmission; synaptic transmission, glutamatergic
Cellular component (GO): postsynaptic membrane; plasma membrane
Molecular function (GO): transmitter-gated monoatomic ion channel activity involved in regulation of postsynaptic membrane potential; glutamate-gated receptor activity
Source: RefSeq, a predicted model, not a curated record
AUAUCAUUAAUAUAUAGCAAAAACAGAGUGAGCCCCAGCACUGUGCCCUGUGGAGCACCAUAAACAGUUUCCAGAUCGCUAGAUAUGCCCUCAUACCUUGUAAUGUGAGAGAGGGUGCAUCUUGAAAAUUGAGAAAAAGAUAAUAGUAUAUGUGGUCGAUGUUGGAAAUGACGUAUCGAAAAAGAGUAUGGAGGCAGUUGUGCAAUUCCUUAAUGAAAAUUCUGAAUUAUAUGGUCUUUACAUCAAUGUGACCUCUGUUACUGCAUACGGUUUCGUAGAUGAUGAAAUUGUCCAUAAAUUAUGUGAAAAGUAUAGCGCUAUGGUUGAAAAUUUUGAAAAUCCUCAUAUUUUUGUCGAUGCCACAUUAGCAGGAAGCACAUCAGAAGCCAUGAAAGCUUUUUCAGCUGCUAUGGGUUUGCCCACUAUAACUACAUGUUUUGGACAUGACUACGAUUUGAGAGAAUGGCGGAAAUUAAAUGAUUACCAAAAGAAAUAUUUGAUUCAAGUUCUUCCUCCCAAUGAUGUUAUUCAUUCACUCAUACGCAGGAUAGUUCUUCGACAAAAUAUCACGAAUGCAGCCAUUUUGUUCGAUGAAUCUGUAGUUCUGUUACACAAAUUCAAGUCCAUUCUUGUGAAUACUGGUAUAUCAUUCUCUUUUACUUCAGUUAGUUCAAAAACAUUGGUAAAAAAUUUGAAGAGGCUCCAUUCACUAUUUUUUGUGAAUUUCUUUGUUAUGGGUACAAUAAGGACAAUAAGAUUAGUUCUGAAAGUAGCGUCAAAACUAGGAUAUCUCGAACAAAAAUACUCUUGGUUCCUCCUGACUAGAGAUACUGGAGAAAUUGGAAUAGUAUGUAGGAGCUGCUCUUUGUAUAUUGUUCAAUCAGUGAUAAAUGAUAAAUGCAAAUCUAAUCUGGAAAAAAUAUUCGGAUCUGAAAUAGAGCCGGAAUUGAGUCUUUCUUUCCAUUUCGAUCUCUAUGCAUCUGCAUUUAUAUCCAUCGGGCAAAUUCUUGCGAAUAUAGACGACGAUAUAGGAGAAUUCAAAACUUGUGAAGAGUUUUAUAAAAAUAGCACUGCUAUUAUAAGAGAAGAUAUUAAUUUAUUGGAAGAACUCAAAAAGGACAAACCCAUAGAACCAACGUGUGGAAAGAUUAAAUUCAUUGCAAAUGGGUUCAGUCACGUGGAAUUUGGAAUGAGCGUCACAUUGAUGACAAUAUCGAAUAAUUCACUGGUACAUAGGAAAGAAUUGGGUAUUUGGAUUGCUGGUUUGAAUAAUUCUAUAAUACCAACAGAUGGAACUGAACCUAUGAGCUUAAAUGCCUACUCUAUAUUCAGAGUAGUUGCUUUAGAGAAUAAGCCCAUGAUCUUCAAGGAUGAGAAUCACACGUCCGGUUACAACGGAUAUUGCAUAGAUCUUCUGAAUGAGUUGGCUAAAAGGAUGGAAUUCAAAUACAUCAUUACUUCAGCAGAUGGUGGAGGAAAACCUGAUAAGGAAGGUAAUUGGGAUGGUUUGAUUGGUGAUCUGGUGAAUAAUAAUGCCGAUAUUGGCAUUGGUUUGUAUGUUACUGCCUAUGGAGAAGAUGUUAUUGAUUUUACUAUACCAAUUUUUGAUCUGGUUGGAAUGAAUAUCCUGAUGAAGGUUGUACCACUACCAAAUGACUUGUUCAAGUUCAUUCACGUGUUCGAUAACGAAGUUUGGUUUUGUCUCAUUCUGGCUUAUUUUGUUACAAGUUUAUUGAUGUGGAUAUUUACCAGCUGCAAACCUUGGUAUUACCCUUCACUGGAUGAAAAGAUAACGAAAAAACCUGAAGAAAAUAGAAAGAUCAGAAUUUUCACUCUUUCAGAGUGCUUAUGGUUUUGCUUAACGUCUUUGACUUCUCUAGGUGGAGAACAAGCGCCCUACAAGUAUUCUGGUCGUGUUGUAGCUGCCACUUGGUAUAUUUUCGCUUUUAUCAUGACAUGUACUUAUACCGCUAACUUGGCAGCAUUUUCAACUUUAUCCAGAGAGACAAGUUCAAUUAAUUCACUCAUCGAUUUGUCCAAACAGUAUAAAAUGCAGUUUGCUCCUCUAAAUGGCUCUAUAGAGAUGGACUAUUUCAGGAAUAGAGCUUAUAUCGACACAUUGUUAUAUAAAGAAUGGGAAAAGAUAUCUCUCAACGACAGCCUUACAGACAUAGAGAGAUCUAGCUAUUCAGUUUUCGAUUAUCCGUUAUCUGAUGAAUACUUUAAAAUAUGGGAAGUUAUGCAGAACACUGGUUUUCCAAAUACUCUGGAAGAAGCAAUAGCAAGAGUGAAAAAUUCGACAUCUUCUAGUGAAGGCUUCGCUUUUGUGGGGCCCUCGAUUACCUUGGAUUAUGCUGUUUUAACGAAUUGUGAUCUUAUGGUAGUUGGUGAGGAAUUUUCACUGAAACCACUGGCUUUUGCAGUACCAAGCGGGUCACCAUUGAGAAAGUAUCUUGAUGAACAUAUUAAAGACAUGACAGAUGAAGGAUUUUGUGAAGUACUGAAAAAAAAGUGGUGGUCCAAUAAUCCAGAAAGAAUGAUAUGUCCGGAAGAAGUGGACACUGCGGAUGGUAUGAGCAUCCAUACAAUGGGAGGAAUUUUCUUCUUACUUUUCGCAGGAAUUUUCAUAGCAGGAAUAAUUCUAGCUAUGGACUAUUGGCUCUUGAAGAUGAAUAUAAUCGCACCUGCACAAAAUACGAAUAAAAGAACAGAAAUUUUGAAAGUGAAAGGAUAUAUUAAAUGAAUUUUUAGGAGUGGGAAAGUUGACAUUUUAAAAUUAUUCUGGUUACCUGCUUUGCAUUGUCUAUAUUUCCUGCUCUAUUUAGUCGCAUACAAUAUAUCUUUAAAAAUUA